This is a messenger RNA of Dermochelys coriacea (leatherback sea turtle), 5437 nucleotides long. RefSeq names its product leucine rich melanocyte differentiation associated (gene LRMDA). Gene Ontology annotation, biological process: melanocyte differentiation. The record is from RefSeq and is a predicted model, not a curated record. The coding region runs from base 258 to 950 and encodes 230 amino acids. Lineage: Eukaryota; Metazoa; Chordata; Testudines; Dermochelyidae. Gene Ontology annotation, molecular function: protein binding. The transcript is spliced from 7 exons.
GAACAGAGCCGGGCUUUGCAUUGCGGCGCCGGUUCGCGAAUGCUUCCGCUCGGGAUCAGCUGACGAGUGAGGAAGUAGCAGCUGCCGCUUGCUGAGCCCUUAAUAGAGGCAGAGUAAACAGAGCUGAGUGAUUGACCCCCCCCCCCAAGCAUAGCCCCACUGACCGAACCCAAGCCCUGCAGCUAGCUCCAUUUGCCCCUGUCCCAAGAGGGUUGCAGCUGAGGGGGCAUAGCCCAGGCCGCGUGUAGUGUGCAGAGAUGGCAGGGGUCGUGGGAAAUGGAGCUCAAGUGUCCUACAUUAGUCAAGAUUGCAAAGAAAUUCCGGAAUUUAUAGGAAGAAAAUAUGGAGGUAUUGCAAAAAGGCUAGACCUCAGUUUCAACUUGUUAAGGUCACUAGAAGGACUAAAAACAUUCAGUUGCCUGGAAGAGUUGAUCUUGGACAACAAUCUCCUCGGAAAUGACCUUCGGUUACCCAGGUUACCUCACCUCCAUACCUUAACGCUCAACAAGAACCAAAUAACAGAUUUAGAAAGCCUGCUGGAUCACUUGGCUGAUGUGGUGCCCUCCUUGGAAUACCUCAGUUUACUAGGAAACAUGGCUUGCCCAAAUGAACUGGUCAGCAAGGACAAGGAUGAGGAUGACUACCAGAGGUACAGGUAUUUUGUUCUACACAAAUUGACCAACCUGAAAUUUCUUGAUACUCGGAAAGUAACCAAAUGGGAGCGUGAGGAAGCCUUGUUACGAGGUGCCUUCAUGAAAGUGGUAAAGCCCGUGGAUGCUAAGGCCUCCUCCAGUGACACUGCCUCCGUCUCCCCUGAGACACACUAUACGCCACUGCCUUCAGGAUCCAGGGAUCUCACCAAUCACAGAGGUGUUCUGGGAAAAUGUCGCUACAUUUACUAUGGGAAACAUUCGGAAGGCAACAGAUUCAUUCGAGAUGACCAGCUAUAAAACAGCACCGUUCCAUGCCUCUUUAAACAAUCCACAAAACAUGCACACAAAAAGCACAAAUUGCAUCUACAUUUUCUGCGUGUAACUAAAAGUCCUCCAGUACUUUCUGCUGACUUUGCCAAGCCUGUCAAGAUCAUCUUUCUGUCUUAGUCUGAGUAGUCACAUAGAGAUUGACAUGAUUGCCUUUAAGCAGGUCCCAUCCACCAGUGUGACAGACAGCUGCAGCCAAGCACCAGGCCUGACAAGAUGAACACCAUGAUGGAUUGCCUGGUCCAAUUGCUGCACACAGAAGAGCAAAGGUCACACCUGGGGCUUCAGUGAGCAUGCUCAGUUGGUUUUAGUAAGAGCAAUGCUUUUAUCUAAAGUUUGCUUGUUGAGUGAGAGAGGCUUGCAGUAUCAAUAUGCUCAUAAAACAGCAGCUAUAACCGAAGAUUUAAAAAGCCCUUAUUUUUCUCCCCCAAGAAUUAGGUACCUUAGUUUAACACACACAAACCUUUUCAGACAGUGUUUAUCACAAGUGAAACUUCGUGGUUUGCUUUGCUCUUUCUUUAAGGGGGCAGGGGAUAUGUUGUCAGCAAUGUUGAUAUGAAAACACGUUAGCAAUGCAUAGCACUGAAUCUGCAUAUUUUUAUUGAAGAAAAGGGGUCUAAGCAAUUUUGCACACACAACUGAACCAAAGCAUCCUAUUUUUGCUUUAAAUCUCAAAUUUUACUACAUUGUAACAUUCAAAAGUGGGGCCAUUUUUAACAUUGCAGAAUAUAUGACACAGAGGGCACACUGUUUAACUGUACGUGCUUGAUUAUGGUAGUGACAGUUCUACUUAUGCUUGGUUUAUUUGACAAGAUUUUUUUAACAUGUGCAGAGAUUAGAUUUAGAAUUAAAUGUUUUGAAAGGAGAAAGCAAAAAACACAACAAAAACCUACUGAGCGUAGAUGAUAUUUAGAGGAAAACAAGGUACAAUUGUUUGUUUCAUAUCACUAACAUUAUUGUUGGAAUCUACAUAAUUUACAAUCUCACUAUAUGUCUUAGUCGCCUCCCUAUUGUGGUCAUUAUUAAUCCCCUAUUAAUAUACAUGCAAAUUAUGUAAACAUGGCUUCUUGUCAACUUUUCAGUAACAAAAUGAAAAUCCUUAGCAUUUUACAAGUCUUUUUAGCAAAUGGGGUGAACGUGUUUGGAGCAAUGACUCAUUUCCUUUGUUACUGUGUUUCAAGUUCCCAAGAGUUAAUACAUUGUGUUGGGUGUGACUAGAUGUCAUGGAAUUGACAAAGAGUAUGCAGAGCCUUUCACCUCUAGGCUGCAAUUUCAAAACCAGCCCAUGAUGGUAUUGUCUAAGAGCUGUUACCAUCUGUUGGCUAUUUGUUGGCUUGUAUGAAAUGAGUCUGUAUUCGCUUUCCUAAAAGACAGGUGACUCUCACAAAACUAAAUACUUACAAGUGACUCAUAUUUUGGCAAUCUUCAGCAUAUGCUGUGGAUGGAAUGGGACUGGAGACUGACGUCUUUCUCUGCCAGAGGUAGUCCCUCCAGAAAAUGAUGAGGCACCUUGGCAGAGGAAUGAAGGGAAGCUGGCACUGCUACUGUCCAUGUUAUUUGCCUCUCUGAAUGAACAGAAGACUUGACUCACUAUGGCUGUCAAUAUGAAACUGCUAACCAGUGUUACAUUUACUUUUACAUUUGAAAAGAAAUAUAUAUAAUAAUAGAAAUAUAUUUAAAAUAUACAGGGCCAGGAUCUUCAGCUGCUAUAAACUGGCAUAGCUCCGUUGACUUAAAUAGAGCUACACGGUUUCCAUCAGCUGUGCAUCUGGUCCCAUCUAUUUUAAAUUCAGAUCUGUCUCUGAGUCGGCUGCUGUACAAAUUGCUGGGAAGUGAGUUGUGGCUACAGUAGCACAACUCUGCUGAUGUCAUAGUCUCUUAUUUGGCUAUUACAGAUAGGAAACCAAAUUCUGAUUAAAAGGCUUCUGAGCUUUUGGGAAAUCAGGAGGUUGCUUCUCUUGUGACAUAAUUAUUAGAUUUCUAACUCAGUGACCAAAAUAACAGCAAGUUGCCAUCCUAGCUCAUUUGUAUCAUCAUAUCUGUUCUGAAUCAUCAACUCAUGUUUUGACCAUAGCAUAUUACAGGCAGCAGGGUGCUAAACAGAGGUGUCUAGAAUAACCUAAUGUCACAUUCCGUCUGGUUGCAUAUACGUUCCUGUCUCUAUAAAAGGCUUUAACCCUGCCUCAAACAAUAAAAAACACUUGCAAACUGACCACAUGAUUUUUCUCUUUUUUGUUUUUUUUGUUUUUUUCCUUCUUUACUUUUUGUAAUGUCAAAACCCUUUGCAUCGAGAACAUUCCUGAGGAUGAUACAAAGCUUUGGAGGCAAUAAUAUUUUUGGAAUGAGAUGUGACCAAAGAUAUUUUUUCAGUAUUAAAUAAUGUAGCAACUUUAAGUAAAGUUAGCUGAAUUAGAACUCUCAAUAAAAUCCACUAGUUCUGUAAAGUCAUCUGAAUAAUCUUAACUAUUACUUUUUAUGGCUAUAAUAUAUUAGCAUAUUAUUUAAAUACAUGUGGGACUGUUUACUGCUGUCUGUAUUACAUACAUUGCUGUAGCAUGCAAGGUAUUUCAUUCUCAGAUAUUUUGAACUGAAAUACUGUUUCAGGGUGUGGCAAAUCUUUUGGGCCCAGUCCUGCAGUCAUUGCUGAGUCCUUUCUUAGGUGUUGAUACAAAGUGGGCCUGAGGCAGAGCUACAGGACUGGGCUGUAGGUUGUUCACAAGUUCAAAAUUGUAAUAUGUCAAUCUCUUGACAGGAAAGGGAUUUAAGGAGAGAUCCUCAUCUGCAUCAAAUUACUCUACCUUCAGGGUGGUGAUUCAGGGUAGACUAGUCCUAAAAUAUCCUUUUCAUCGGGUCCUCAGUUUCUCCUUGAAGCUGCAUACAUGCACCGCACACACACAUUUCCCCUUCUUCUCCUUAGCUGUUGCAGAGGGCUGUGUCCCCAUGACUGAGGGCUGGGAGCAUUUGCUGAAGCUUGUGUACAUGAAUGUGCAGAAAAGCUCUUUGGGGCAGGGAGAUUGUUUUUUGUGCUGAGUUUGUACAGCACUUAGCACAAAAGAGUGUUGGCCCAUGACCAGCACUUCUCAGCACAACCCACAGUACAAGUAGUAAAUAACAAUGAUGGUGUCUGCAUCCUUCUCUCCUUUGUGAGGCUGUCCCUUCCAUGGCCCUCCUAACCCUCACUGAUCCCAAUCUGGUUCCCAAACCCAAGGCCUCUGCAUAAUAACUCUGCCCACUCUUGGAAUAUCAGGGCAGUCUCCAAUAAUGUAAUUUUAUGGGACAAUUUGUUCCUUUGAAAACACUAGUUUGGACUGUAGAAUUAUUGAUGGCAAAUGUAAAUGCUUUACUCACCUCCCAGACAGCUAGGAACAAUCCUAUUGUCCAGUAGCAUGGGAAGACCAAGACUUGGUGAGCAGAAGCUGCUACCCACCAGAUGAGCUGCAUUCAAAGCCUACUGCUACCCACCAGAUGAGCUGCAUUCAAAGUCAGUGGGGGUCUCUCCUUUGGUUUCAAUGGGCUUUGGAUCAGGGCACUGAUGCCCUCAUUUGCUGGUGUAUCCAACUUGAUGAUGAAAAUGAGAACCAUUCUGUGUCCUCAGUUGCCUUGUAAAUGCCACCAAUCAGCCUAAGAAAUAUUGCAGACAUGCUGAACCAGCUAUUUUCUAACUCCCUUCACUGACUCUGCUUAAUCCAAUACUGCACUUAAAUGAUGAGUGCACACGAGUGCAAUGUAUGUACCAUAUUGGAGUAGGGGGCACAAAUGCUUUUGAUGAGCUUUUACAAGGUCCAUUGUGAACCAGUUUUGUUUUCAGCACUCAUCUGGGCUCUCUCAUCAGUAAGAGUACCAGGUUUUUUAAAGUAUAAAUCAGAUUCCAUCAGGGGCCAAUCUUUCCACCCUCCCAUCCCUAUCAAAGCCUUGCAGCAGUGUAAGAAUUUACUUUGUCAUCUUUCCCAGUGCUGUCUGAAUGGAAGCUGUGCUGUGCACCAUUUUUUGCCAUUGUGUCUUAGCAGAGAUGACACAUGGAAUAUCAAACUAUUUCUCUUUUCCUUCCCCAGGCUGAAGUAUGUGCGCCCACACCUUCUCGUGUACCCAAACAAUAGGAUAAUAAACAAAUCAGUUGCCUGUUAAACUCUCUCGGGGUGAUUCCUGAGGAAGUUGGAGGGUGUCAGUAAGUUAUCAACUAACAAGUGGCUCUUGAACAGUUCACAUGGUGAUCUGCCAAGCUAUUUAAAAAAGAUCAUCACUAAGCCACCAGGAUUUAAAGAAACAUUGCUUCUAUGGAGUUACUACAUUGUCCUGUAGCUCUGGCAGAACAAUGGAGUGGGAUAGCUGUAUUAUUUGUUGGCUAACCAUAUUUGGGAAUAGGAGAUGUGUGGUUUUACAGGGAACUAUUUCUAGCUGCUGUGUUUUGUUAAUGUAUUUGUGACAGUUAUACUGAAAAAUAAAAUAUCCAAACUGAA